UUAUCACAGCGAUAGUGUCUCAAAUCCACUGAGGAUGAAGCGGCAGUUCAUUUCCAUACUCAUCUGUCUGUCUUUUUCCAAAGCUCUGGCACUGACGUGUUAUGAUUGUUACAAUGAUUGUUCAAACCCAAACCAAACAACACCCUGUUCAGAUAAAUGUGCUACCUACAGUGACAUAAUAUAUGAGGAUGAUGUUGUGUCGAGGAACAGAGCUAGGAUAUGCUCUAAAGAGUGUUAUAGCACCAGUCUUAACGUGGGAUUCUCCAAAAUAGCCGCCAACAUAAAAUGCUGUGAUUCUGAUCUCUGCAACAAUGAACCGAUCUCAGAUGUUGACGUGCGACCCAACGGCAAACAGUGUCACUUCUGUGCUGGAGAAAACUGCUUAGGAAUCCUGUAUUGUGAGGGAAUUGAAGAUCGCUGCUUUACUCAAAUAGGUACUACAGAUGGCAGAGAGAUCAUAUAUAAAGGAUGUGUGAGUGAAAGUAUUUGUCUUCUUGUUACAAAAGGCCUCCAUUUCACCAACAUAAACCCCGACACAAAUGUAACUAUGAAAUGCUGCGAGGGGAACCUGUGUAACAGUGCUGAGAGCGUGACACUGAGUUUCAUCCUCAUGUUGCCCUUCCUGCUUUCCACUUUGCUCUUUCAUUAAGCUUACAGUAUAUCAUUAAUUUAAUUCACUUGUAUUUAUGUAGUGCUCUUCACAAUGGUCAUUGUCUCAAUUAUUAUGUGCUUUCAAGCUACUAAAUACAAUAAUUUUUACCUUCAUGAAUUUUUAUGAGCUUACAGUAUAUAAAUUGCACACAGUGUGGUAUAAGAGCAAUGAAACCCUCUAGCACAGGCUGCUAUUUAAUGAGUGUCAGGUGGGUUUAGGAUAAGCGGGACACCCUAUCAGAGAGGACAUACAUUUUUAGCAAAAUAAAACAAGCAUCAAUUAACAGAAUAAAUCAGAUAAAAACUUAUUAAAUACUGACUCUUAUGAAAAACUGACUCUUGUUGACAUUAUAGCAGAUUAUAUUGACUCUUAGCAAAAAAGGAAGAAACAUCAUCCUCAUGUUUAAAAAAAAAAAAUUAAGAAUUACUGAAGCCCACAUGAGCCUCAUCACUGGUUGUGUGUAUGCAAUAUAGAAACAUCAAAUAAAAAGACACUAAAACUAGAAAUAUUAAAAGGUCAGAUGUAAUACAAGCAAAAAAACUAUUUUAUAAUUGUUUUCUGGUUAAUGAAUACCAAACAUAUUUUAAAGCUUUAUAAGUUGAAUAAGCCUAAUUGGGGACAUCAUGCAAUUUGAAAAACUUUAACUCAAUCAAAUCGAUCUUUGCUAAGCUGUUGGGCUAGGAAAACCACAUAAGAAAUUAGAAUUUAGACUAAAAAUUGAAGCCUCAUUUGCAUUUGAAUGUUUUUUUUUAAAUCAUACUUCUAUGUACAAAGUCAAAAGCAAUGAUGUAUAUGGAUGUAUGUAGUGGAAGUAUA
This is a messenger RNA of Clarias gariepinus (North African catfish), 1468 nucleotides long. Its product is annotated as phospholipase A2 inhibitor NAI-like. The record is from RefSeq and is a predicted model, not a curated record. The transcript has 5 exons. NCBI's taxonomy places the organism in Eukaryota, Metazoa, Chordata, Actinopteri, Siluriformes, Clariidae. The coding region runs from base 35 to 649 and encodes 204 amino acids.